Molecule: messenger RNA, 3749 nt
Organism: Entelurus aequoreus (snake pipefish)
Lineage: Eukaryota; Metazoa; Chordata; Actinopteri; Syngnathiformes; Syngnathidae
Gene: slc29a3
Product: solute carrier family 29 member 3
Exons: 7
Coding region: 418-1761 (447 amino acids)
Biological process (GO): nucleoside transmembrane transport
Cellular component (GO): plasma membrane; Golgi apparatus
Molecular function (GO): nucleoside transmembrane transporter activity
Source: RefSeq, a predicted model, not a curated record
CACAUACAUAUUAGAAUUAAGUAGUAAAUAAUCCCAAGCAAACAAUUUAUAUUUUAGACAGUGUAGAGCAGCACGUGUAAUUGACAGCUCCUUUACUCUGAAAACACGAACCAGAAAUGAGAAAGUUGAUAGUCAACAGAAUGGAUUCGUUUUUGUGUCACUUGCUGUUUCUCGGCGCACAAGAGCAGAAAACGUCAGAGGACUGGCGGACUUUUAUGUCGCUGUGACAGGAAAACACACAGCAGCGAAUAACUUGGCGACAUUGAGUGAGUACAUGUUGAAGAAAUAUCAAGAAGACCAUGGUCCCAAACUCCCAAUACACCAAUUUGUUUUCUGGGCAAAUAAAAAUUUCUAUAUGACGCUUUCUGUAUUUUUGGGCCCAUCUUGGUGAGCGUGCUACACGUUCAAACAGUGCAAAUGGGUGAAAUAAGAAACCUCAACUCCUCCUAUUUACCCGUUCACCUUGACAACGACACUUCAUCAGAGGAUGAGGAGAGCAAUAAUUCGACCCUGGACAAACGCUCCGUUCCCGAUGACCGCUACUGUUUGGUCUACAUCAUCUUCUUCCUGAUGGGCAUUGGCUCACUGCUGCCAUGGAACUUCUUCAUCACAGCCAAAAGCUACUGGCUUUACAAAAUGAGUAACGGCACUGAGGAGCAACGAUCUGACUUCAGUGACUACUUUGAAAGUUACCUAACGUUUGCGUCUACGGUGCCCUCGGUGCUGUGUUUGAUUCUCAACUACAUCCUCGUCAACAGGCUGUCUCCAAAUGUGCGCAUCCUGUCGUCCCUCUUUGUCAUCCUGCUGGUGUUUGUUGUGACCACGGUGCUGGUGAAGGUGGACGUCUCCCACUGCAAGUCAGAGUUCUUCGCAGGCACACUGGCCAGCGUGGCCGUCGUCAGCGGAGCUUCCAACAUCUUCUGUGGCAGCGUGUUUGGUAUCAGCGGUCACUUCCCCAUGAGGAUCUCUCAGGCUCUCAUAGCAGGUCAGGCCAUGGGAGGAACACUGAGCGCUGUAGCGUCUGUAGCAGACCUCGCCCUGGCGGAGGACGUGACAGACAGCGCCCUGGCCUACUUCCUGACUGCAGACAUCUUCAUCCUACUCUGCAUCUUUGCUUACCUGCUGCUGCCCAAACUGGCCUUUUCAAGACGCUACAUGGAGGCCGCCCCCUUAAACAGUCCAUCAGAGAGCAGCGACGCAGCAACAACAUUCCACAUCCCGCCAUUGAAGCCCAUCCUCAGGAAGACGUGGGUCCUCGGUCUGAGCGUCUUCAGCGUGUUCUGUGUGAGCAUCCUGGUGUUUCCCGCUGUGUCGUCUGGCAUCCAGUCCGUCAACAAGGACAGCGGGAGCCCCUGGACCACCACCUACUUUGUGCCCCUCACCUGUUUCCUGCUGUACAACGUAGCGGACUUCUGCGGCAGACAAGCCACAGCCUGGCUGCAGGUGCCUGGACCCACCAGCCGGGUUCUACCAGCUCUGGUGCUUUGCAGGUCAGCUUUGGUGCCACUCAUCAUCUUCUGUAACUACCAGCCCAGGGACCACCUCCACACUGUGCUCUUCACUCAUGAUGCGUACCCAGUGGUCUUUAACUGCCUGCUCGGGCUCUCCAACGGCUACUUGGGUACUCUGCCCAUGAUCUAUGGGCCAAAAGUGGUUCCCCGAGAGCAGGCAGAGGCCACAGGGGUGGUCAUGUCCUUCUUCCUCACCCUGGGACUCGUUGUUGGAUCCGCUCUGUCCCUCCUGAUUGUCCACGCCAUCUGAUGAGUUUGUCUUUCACACAUCAGAGUCUUCCAACUCACUAAGAAUCCAUUCUUGAUUCAAACCGAUUCUCGCUAUAUUUGGUAUAAUGAUUAUACUAAAACUUUUUAAAAACGGUUUACAAGAGCUCCUUUUAGUUGCUGAUGCAUGACAUAUAUGCACAGCGAGUAUGACCUAAAAAAUGUAGGACUCAAGUUCAUUAAGAGUAUCUAACAAAAAAAGUCGAAAAAAAAUAUGAAUCCAAAAUAUUUUGAGGACUUUAUUGUCCUUUAGCCAUUGGGCUUAAAAUUAUUUCCCAUUGUUUCGAUGUAUUUGAAAUGAAAAUAUUCAAAUUAAACAUGAAAAAAAGAACUCCGUUCAGAGUAACUCAACCAAAGUUAUGGACAAAAAUAGAGCAGACAAUUUACCUCAAAGGACACAAAAGUCCACAAUGCACUCUCAGGGUUGUCAAUUGAUUUAAAAAAAUAAAAUAAAAAAUCGAUUCUUAAAAACUAUGAAUCGAUUUAUAAUAAAUAUGAAUCACAAUUUAGAUGUGAAUAUUGUUUUAAGCUCCCUUAUGAAAGCUGCAUCACAAAUGUAAUUUGUGUGGGUGUGUGUCACGUGACCAGCAGUGUCAUAAACAAAAGAAAAAAGUGGUUAGUUUAAGGACAAUUUGAAUUUGGACAACUGAGAUCAUUUGGACCUGAUCUCGUGAAAUCCAUCCAUCGAUCCAAUUUGUACGCUUGUCCCUCUCGGGGUUGCGGUCACGUCGCCACCUCAUCGCAGGACUCGUGGAAUCAUGUUUUUAAAAAUAUGUUGAAAGACUUAAAGACCCACGACUGAGCGCAUUUCCUGAAUUCUUCUAUCACAAAACAUUUAUUCGUCUCCAUUAAAACAACCAAAGUGCGCUGUGAGGACCAUUCAUCGCACUACUUGACUACCUGCACAUCCAUCCAACUAUUCAUUUUAUACCGCUUGUCCCUUUAUUCACAGACAUACUUUUUAUACAUUGUUGUUUACAUAUUGUUGAUAUUAUCGUUGUUGUGCGUGGACAAUAACUGCCAUCUAUUUUGGUGCCAAAGUGUACGCUACAACUGUUGGGAAAGUACGAGCUAUUACGACGUUGACCGGCAGAGGGCAGUAGAGGGCAAGGUUGGGCGAUCAUGUUCUUGUUCUUUUCUAGACUUUCUACUGGAAAUACUUGACAUUUUAACAGCAGGAAAACAUUCAAUUGUGUACACAUUUUAUUUUAAUUGAUUAUUCAUUUUCAUAAAAUAAUUUUCUGAUACACCAAUAUACUUGUUGUAUAUUAAAGUACAGUAUUCCAAAGUGGAAGACACGGUACAAGUGUGUCUGGACGUAAACCUCAAAGCAAAUAUCAAAUGCUAAUGUUUAGAUAUGCUUCGGGUUCUAAUUGCAGAUUCAUUUAAUAAACUGGCAGAGAAAAUCAAAAGUCAAUUUCAUACCUGAGGGGAUUAAGGCAAUGGUCUCAUGAAAUAUUUACAUUUUGGACACAAUGUGUUGUUAGCUAUUACACAGUAAUGACUGUGCGUUGAUCCAUAUUGCUAUACAAGCUGUACACGGACUACUCUUCAGUAUGUAAUAAAAAGGUUGCAGGUAAUGUGCUCGGUGUACUCACGUUUCUUCAAGAUCCUGCCAAAAAACAAACCACACCAAAUCCUUUUUUUAAACUAAGAAAUAUAAUUUAUUGCAUAAAAAUUAUAUUUAGUUACAGGUAAGAAGGCUAGAUGUUUAUUUACAACUGGUACUUUACAGAGAUAAAAUGUCACUGAAAUACAUUUGCUUUUCCUUCCAUUUUUUUUUUGUAAUUUUCUUCCAUUUUUUUUCCAUUUUUUUAUUGAAACAAAGGCUUAUUUCUUUUUCAAGAGGAGCGAUUAAGGAGGAGUCCAUCCAUCUGCAGCAAAACAGCAUCAAUGCUACAUGGAAACAAUCCAAUAAUAAAUACUGCUUACACUUCCGGUCCUUUUGUUGUACUGAAACGAUUGUGUUGA